GUGACUAGCUAACAAGAUUAUAGUAUGGCUAUGUUGCCUGAGAGAUACACUACAACAGUUGAGUCAGUGCAGGUAAGAUCAACCUGUCAUCAUUUAGAUAAUUAUAAAGAGUUGAGGCUACUAGUGACAGGAAAGACAGGAGAAGGAAAGUCCACGCUAGUCAAUGGAAUCCUGGGAAAAGUAGUUGCUAAAGAGGGAGCUAGUAGGGAAAGAUGCACAACCAAAGUUGAAGAGUAUCACAAAAAAAUCCAUGGUGUACCAGUCACUGUGUUUGAUUCUCCUGGCCUACAAGAUGCAACAGGGAAUGAAGAUCAAUACCUAAACGACAUGAGGAAAAAAUGUCAAAACCUCAGUUUAGUUCUUUGUUGCACAAAAAUGACCAACAACCGUUUGAAAGAUGAUGACAAAAAUGCAAUCAUAAAGCUAACUACUACAUUUGGACAAAGGUUCUGGGAACAUGCUAUUCUUGUUCUUACGUUCGCCAACACAGAAAAUGUCUCAAGACGUGAUGACAGAGAUGAAGAUGAAGGACCCGAGCCUGACUAUGAUGAUGAUGCUGCCUGGAAAGAGCUGGGAAAGAAAAGGUUCAAAGGUCGUGUGAAGAAAUGGAAAGAUGGUUUUCACAAGUUUCUCAUAGAUGAGGUUGGAAUAAGGGAAGAUAUAGUUGAAAGGAUUCCUGUAGUACCU
This is a messenger RNA of Amphimedon queenslandica, 687 nucleotides long. Its product is annotated as immune-associated nucleotide-binding protein 13-like. The record is from RefSeq and is a predicted model, not a curated record. The transcript has a single exon. Gene Ontology annotation, molecular function: GTP binding. NCBI's taxonomy places the organism in Eukaryota, Metazoa, Porifera, Demospongiae, Haplosclerida, Niphatidae. The annotation marks the transcript as partial.